UCCUUAUAAAUCAGAUGCUUCAAGCUCCGCGGGUCACUGCUCGUCCAGCUUUCAACUGAACAUAUCCGCUUAUAUUAGCUUCCAUUUCUUCUUCCAUGGCUUCCUCCGCAAUUCUGAUUCGCGCCUCCAUUCUUCUCAUCCUCCUCCUCGCGCUCUCCACCUUCGCGGAGCCGCGCGGCUCUGUUCUUGAAUCCCAGAUUUCCACCAUUGCAGAAGGCGUGGGAAGCUCUCUUCCGAAAACAGACAUAGGUAACAAAAUAUUACAUAGCUCUACGUGCACCAAAAAAACCGAAUAUACACAAUUAUAUAUUUACCCAAAAGUAAAAUCCGUCAUUACCGUCGAAUUUGCCGGCGGAGAGAUAUACACCGGAAAUUGCGGCGUCCAAACCUGCGAAAUAUUCACUGGUAUUUUACCGGAAUUUAUAAAGUUUCGGACAUAAUUUGCGCCGGUUAUUAUCGGCGAAUGUUGCGUUGGCUUACAUAAACUCGAUGAAUGUUUACCGACGCAUUAACCGCUGGUAAGGUAACCGACUGAUACUCUGCCAGAAAUCUCGAUGGAAAGGCCCUAUUUUGACCUGGCCGUGAUCUUUCUUCUUC
Messenger RNA from Dendrobium catenatum, 597 nucleotides. RefSeq lists its product as uncharacterized. The record is from RefSeq and is a predicted model, not a curated record. The coding region runs from base 96 to 440 and encodes 114 amino acids. The transcript has 2 exons. NCBI's taxonomy places the organism in Eukaryota, Viridiplantae, Streptophyta, Magnoliopsida, Asparagales, Orchidaceae.